AUGUCUGCUGACAGCUGUGUGAUGACUAAAGAUCAGUUUCUCUGCUCCAUCUGUCUGAAUGUGUUCACUGAUCCAGUCGCCAUACCAUGUGGACACAACUUCUGUAAAACCUGCAUCACUGAUCACUGUGAUAUUGAACUUCCCUAUCAGUGUCCUACCUGUAGAAAAGGUUUUAAGACGAAACCUACGGUGCAGGUCAACACUUUGAUCUCUGAGAUGGCUGCUAAGUUCAGACAGUCAGCUCAACAGAAAGCAAAAGAAGUUCCCUGUGACGUCUACUUAGGACUCAAGAGGAAAACCUGGAUGUUCUUCCUGGCGUGUCUUAUGUGUGUCUUCAUUUCCUGGAUGAUGUCAGAACAAAAGAAACAUGAUUUUCUUCUGAAAGAAGAAUAUGAAGCAAAGAAGAUCGAGCUGUCCAAGACACAGGCUGAAAUUCUGCAGAUGAUCCAGGAGAUCAAACACUCAAUGGAGCUCAGUAAGGAAGACACAAACAGACAGAUAUUAACUCUGAAGGAGUCUGUUGAGAGAAACCAGGCCGAGCUCAUCGAGACGAUCAAAGAGAAACAGACAAUGACAGAGAAACUGGCUGAAAGCUUCGUCAAAGAUGUGAAACAGGAAAUCUCUGAGCUGAAGAAGAGAAACACUGAGGUGGAGCAGCUCUAUGUGGCUCAGCAGGAAAAACUUAGUGAACAGAUCAUUAAACUGCUCCCUGACUCUGAUCUGAAGAGGGUCCAGCAGUAUGAAGUGGAUGUGACUCUUGAUCCUGACACAGCUAAUCCCUGGCUCAUCCUGUCUGAUGAUGGAAAACAAGUUAAAUUUAGUGAUGUGAGGAAGAAUCUCCCAGACAAUCCAGAGAGAUUUGAUACUUGUGUUAUUGUCUUAGCAAAGCAGAGUUUCUCUUCAGGAAGAUUUUAUUACGAGGUUCAGGUUAAAGGGAAGACUGAGUGGGAUUUAGGAGUGGUCAGAGAGUCGAUCAACAGGAAGGGAAAGAUCACACUGAGGCCUCAGGAUGGUUACUGGGCGAUAUGGUUGAGGAAUGACAAUGAGUACAAAGGUCUUGCUGACCCUGCAGUCCUUCUCUCUCUGAAGUCUCAGCCUCAGAAGGUGGGGGUGUUUGUGGAUUAUGAGGAGGGUCUGGUCUCCUUUUAUGACGUUGAUGCUGCAGCUCUUAUCUACUCCUUUACUGGCUGCUCCUUCACUGAGAAACUCUACCCAUUCUUCAGUCCCAGUCCUAAGUAUGGUGGUAAAAACUCUGCCCCUCUCAUCAUCUCUCCUGUCAACCAAAGUGUCGAUAUGUCUGCUGCCAGCUGUCUGCUGACUGAAGAUCAGUUUCUCUGCUCCAUCUGUCUGGAUGUGUUCACUGACCCAGUCACCAUACCAUGUGGACACAACUUCUGUAAAAACUGCAUCACUGAUCACUGGGAUAUUGAUCUUCCCUAUCAGUGUCCCAACUGUAAAAAGGGUUUUAGGACAAAACCUGAGCUAGAGGUCAACACUUUUAUCUCUGAGAUGGCUGCUCAGUUCAGACAGUCAGCUCAACAGGAAGCCAGCAGCAGCAGCUCAGAGCAAUACAAGUCCAAACCAAAAGAAGUUCCCUGUGACGUCUACUCAGGAACCAAAAGAAGGACCUGGAUGUUCUUCCUUGUAUGUCUGCUGUGUGUUGUUAUGUCGUGGAUGGUUUCAGACCAAAAGAAACAUGGUGUUGGUCCUCAGAAGGAAGAAUAUGGUCCUCUGAAAGAAGAAUAUGAAGCAAAGAAGGCUGAGCUGUGGAAGACAGGGGCUGAAAUUCUGCAGAUGAUCCAGAAGAGACGACUGAAGAUUCAGGAGAUCAAACACUCAGUGGAGCUCAGUGUUGAAGAUGCUGACAGAGAGAUAGCAGAAGGUGUUCAGAUCUUCACUGCUCUGAAGGAGUCUGUUGAGAGAAGCCUGGCCGAGCUCAUCGAGAUGAUAAAGGAGAAGCAGAGAAAGAUAGAGAAACCAGCUGAAGGUUUCAUCACAGAGCUGGAACAGGAAAUCUCUGAGCUGCAGAAGAGAAGCACUGAGGUGGAGCAGCUCUUACAGUCUGAAGACCACCUCCACCUCCUCCAGAGCUUCACCUCCCUGAACACUGUUCCACCCACCAAGGACUGGACAGAAGUCAACGUCCGUCCACCUUCAUAUGAGGGGACUGUGAGGAGAGCUGUGAAUCAGCUGAAGGAGACGCUCAGUGAGGUGUUUCGAUUUGAGCUGAAGAGGGUCCAGCAGUAUGAAGUGGAUGUGACUCUUGAUCCUGAUACAGCUAAUCCUAAACUCAUCCUGUCUGAUGAUGGGAAAGAAGUUAAACAUGGUGAUGUGAGGAAGAAUCUCCCAGACAAUCCAAAGAGAUUUGAUACUUGUGUUAAUGUCUUAGCAAAGCAGAGUUUCUCUUCAGGAAGAUUUUAUUAUGAGGUUCAGGUUAAAGGGAAGACUGAGUGGGAUUUAGGAGUGGUCAGAGAGUCAAUCAACAGGAAGGGACAAAUCACACUGAGGCCUCAGAAGGGUUUCUGGACUAUAGUGUUGAGGAAUGACAAUGAGUACAAAGCUCUAGCUGGCCCUGAUGUCCUUCUCUCUCUGAAGUCUCGGCCUCAGAAGGUGGGGGUGUUUGUGGAUUAUGAGGAGGGUCGGGUCUCCUUUUAUGACGUUGAUGCUGCAGCUCUUAUCUACUCCUUUACUGGCUGCUCCUUCACUGAGAAACUCUACCCAUACUUCUGUCCCUGUAAUAACUAUGGUGGUAAAAACUCUGCCCCUCUGAUCAUCUCUCCUGUCGGUCACUGAGUAGAACAAAAUGUUACAUCUAUGAAAUCAUAGAAAAAAAGAGGAUACAGAACAUCCAUGAGAAUCAUAUUUUUUUUUCCACAGUAUCAAAUAAUGAUGACAGUUAACA
Molecule: messenger RNA, 2902 nt
Organism: Sander lucioperca (pikeperch)
Lineage: Eukaryota; Metazoa; Chordata; Actinopteri; Perciformes; Percidae
Exons: 2
Coding region: 1-2793 (930 amino acids)
Molecular function (GO): protein binding
Source: RefSeq, a predicted model, not a curated record